ACAGGUUGCUGUUGAAGUUUGGUGUAAAUGACACGUCAGCGGACUGCAAAACAACUACAAAACACCACACUUGAUUUUAUACGACAGUGUCAUAAAGCUGCAUUUUAAAACAUGUUCUCACUGGAGAACAGACGCGCGGAUGUAAAAAAGCAUCUAGAGGCGUGACGGCGCUGUAGCAUCAUGCACGCGAGUUACAUUCAGUCCGAACCAGUCGAACCGACACCAGGAAAUAUGAUCUGCCCACGAACGCUGCAUAAUUGUGCCUAAAGAGGUUACAGGAACGGUUCGUGUUUUCCUCAUACUGAGCAGCAGACAUCGGGACAUGUCGUCCCCGUCGCCGGUGCAGAUCAGAGAAGCGAACGCGCAUCUGGCUGCGCUGUACGGGCGCGUCACCAACCUGGAGCAGAAGCUGGAGGACGCGGAGAAAACCGUGCGGGAGCAGGCGGAGAGUCUCAUCCGCAAAGAUGAACAACUCCGAGCUGCCACGCAAGAAAUAACGGAGACGAAAGACAGAGAGAUUUCCUUCCUCCACGAGAAGCUUUGUCACUCAGAGGAAUCCAUCCAUAAACUUAACCAAACUAUUAAGGAAAAAGAUUCCCUAAUUGGACAAUUACAACAUCGAUGCCAACUGCUGGACAACAUCUGCAAAAGCCGUCCAUUACUGGACAGCAUGCUGGCCCAGAUAGCCGAGGCUGAGAGAAUGGGCCCGGUUAGUGACUUGGGGAAGCCCACAACAAACAACUCGCUCACUGAUGGAGAGUCAAACUGCAGCCCCAGCUGCCUCUCCAAUCACAAAGACUUCUCCCUCAGCGAGGAUGACUCGGACGAUCAGGAAUUAGAUGGGGUUGUGUUUGGGACCACUGUAUGAGUCACAGUUGAACUGGUCCUUGUCUCAGGUUUUAGCGGCCUGUGUGUCUUGAUGGUUACAUAUAAUUAAAUGUCUGUCUGGUCAUCAUUCGGUAAUGCACUCAGUGAAUAGGAUGCUAGUUAAAUGAAAGUUUUAAGGAUGUUUGCCCUAAUCUUGUUUAUUCUGAACCUACAUGCAAAAUGAUGCAUGUUGUUUUUACAGCAUAUUUCAGAUUUGAAGCGCUCUGAAUUUAAUAUGCAGUUGUUUUUAUAUUGUUAACUUGGUUUCUCUCCCCUUUUAACUAUUUGCAAGUGCUGUAACAUUUUGUUUAUUAUUUUGCAUCUUGGUUCAUUUGGUAAUUUAUUUAUUUUAAUUAUGUCGGGAUAUUUGCAAUUUACUGUUACAGUUUGAGAAGGUACGUGAUCGAACAGCAGCUGUUUUGGCAACUGCUCCCUGUUUGAAUAUCAUCUACUGUCCAAUUUUUGUACUUUGUAGUUCUUACAACACACUUUUUUUUGACAAAGAAUAAUUUACAAAUUAUGUAUGCUGAUGUAAAGCAUUUUUACAUCAUUCAUAUUGUUAAGCUUGCAUGACGUUUUGGACAAAUUUGUAUAAAAAGUAGUUUUUCCUGUAGAUGCUUGUAUUUUAAGACCUGGGACCGAAAUUCAAAAGUAACAGGAUAAGAAUCAACCAAUGGGAGACCAAGCAUUGUUUCCUUGUGCAAAGCGCUGAACCGCAAAACUGCUGUUAAGUGACAGUAUGAUGUCGUCAUAGUACUGUACACCAAUUGAACACUGCAAUUUAUGGUGCAUUGUAUAUAAUUAAGUGAUCUAUGCAGUGAACUUGUUCUGAGAGCAUCCCAAAAUAGUGCCCCCCAGAUAAACAGCGAGCAAUUUCCAACAAAGAUAGGCUUACUGCUAACAAAAUUACAGGCCAGUGGUGUUAGAUAGUGACAAAAAGCACUUGCUUCAUGGUUCUCUUUAUAAUAGUUUUACAGUUGUAUCUUCGACCAGAAUGUUGAAUGAACCACGUUAUGUCAGCGUAUGACAACUAUCUAUAAACCUCAGUUUUGUUAUGAUAUAGAUUUUUCUCCACAUUCAUUUUGUUCGUUCUUGUAAUUUGGCCUAGCAGAAAUAAGUCUAUGCAAGUCUGUUAUAUUUUGCCAUAUUUAUAUCAAGCUAUACUGUACUUGGAUAAAACGUUUACAAAGUGCAAGUAAUGUAGUGAAUGACUUGGAUUUUACUGUGAUGGGGCAUUACUGUUUUAGUUUAUGUACAGCUUAUAUGUCCAGUUGAUCAUUUGUCCUGUUAAGAUAUAGUGGUUACGCAAUAUGUUAAUGUUGGUUUUAGGAGUUACAUGUCAUUCUGCAUUGCAGCAUGGUAACUACUCUGGCAUGUCAAAUCAGUCUUGCUGGUAAAAUGGUGCCUAAAAUACUCUUGGUUAUUUGUUCAAUGUUAUUAUUUAAUCUAAGAAAAAUAAAUUAUUUUGUCAUUCA
Triplophysa dalaica is the source of this 2342-nucleotide messenger RNA. It is a transcript of the gene vmac, whose product is annotated as vimentin type intermediate filament associated coiled-coil protein. NCBI's taxonomy places the organism in Eukaryota, Metazoa, Chordata, Actinopteri, Cypriniformes, Nemacheilidae. The coding region runs from base 323 to 868 and encodes 181 amino acids. The record is from RefSeq and is a predicted model, not a curated record. The transcript is spliced from 2 exons.